Molecule: messenger RNA, 678 nt
Organism: Thermochaetoides thermophila DSM 1495
Lineage: Eukaryota; Fungi; Ascomycota; Sordariomycetes; Sordariales; Chaetomiaceae
Exons: 1
Coding region: 1-678 (225 amino acids)
Source: RefSeq, a predicted model, not a curated record
AUGGAACAACGAAACGGACCGAUUUCCAUUCCUGAACAACUCUUCCAUACCACUUUGACUGUCGUUGAUUACCACGAGGAGACCUUGGGUCCAAAAUGCGACUUUUGUGUGUUAGGGACGCACACAACUGCCUCAUCAGCAAAGAACUUCGCUCUCAAAGCGCUAGAAAAACUGGGUUACCAACGAGAGGAUUUUGCAGAGUAUGCCACACAAGUCGACACACCUCCUGAGCUGUGGAAGCACGGUAAUGAUAUCCUGGUCUACGCAAGAGCGCCAUCAGGGAAGGAGUUCAUGAUUGGCCUGCAAGUGGCACCUAACACUGAGUCUCUCCCUGCCGGACCGCAAAAUACCCCACAAUUGCCGGAAGGACAGAAGCAACUUCAUUAUGUGCUUCACUGUAGGACGGACUACAGCGAGUGCAACAACGACACGUACCACUGUGGACAGAUCCAAGGUUGCUAUCUGAACCAUAAAGAUGCGCUAUUUAAUGCAAAAUCUGUACUUCGGGUACCACAGGCGGAGUAUUUCCAGUACGACGAACGAGAAAGCGAGGAUGUUAAUGAAGGGUGGCCAUUUGGGGAGGAUGUCAUUGUCCAUGCUGUGGGGCUAAGGGGCGAGCAUUAUAAUGUUGCAGUCAAAACGGUUGACAAGGCGCAUACCAAGCACCACAAGCGGUAA